Saccostrea echinata is the source of this 924-nucleotide messenger RNA. RefSeq lists its product as uncharacterized. The transcript has 3 exons. The record is from RefSeq and is a predicted model, not a curated record. Lineage: Eukaryota; Metazoa; Mollusca; Bivalvia; Ostreida; Ostreidae. Bases 7 to 780 code for a protein of 257 amino acids.
AAAAUAAUGAAAAGAAAGAGUUUGACGGAGACUGUUUCUGUGCCUAAGGACAUGAUGUCUGAUAUAAGUCAUUUGAUUAAUGACACCCCAUUCGAUUGGAAAGAUUACAAAAUACCGAAAAGGCCACGUAAUUUUAAUCACUGUUACAAUUAUGAUGACUUGCCAAAGAACCCUAUAAAGGAUCAAACUUUUCAGAGAAAAAAACCACAAAACUGUUAUUCCUCAGAUGAUUUUGAAAUGAACAGGCGGAGUAGAGGAAAUUCAUACGAGGAACACAAUCCAAAACAUCAAAUGCAUAGAAAAUACACUAACUCCAGAAAUCAACAAAUCGAGACAGGUCGGUCUUCCUCUCAAGAGGGGAGCCACCCUGAUGAUUUUGCUAUCAGUAGGAGAGACAGGGUAGAAAUACGAAGAAAAAAUUUUGAGGAGAAUUACUGGAAGAGUCAGAUGCAGAGGAGGUAUGGUAAUAAUGGUCAAAAUGAAAGUUGGUUUCCACAGACAUAUCAGCAGAAUUGGCAAGAUCCACGACUACAGAGGACAGAAGCGACUACAACGAUGUCCAACGGAGCGACGUCAUGCCAGGCCUUGCAAAACAAUAGUUUUUACCGUUCUAGAGACUCGCAGACCCCUGGCAAAGCUCGUCGCGAACUUUUUGUGAAGGACGGUGCCAAACAACGACGAGAAAAAGAGUACGAGGAACGCCUCAGAAAAGAAUUUGAAAAAGAAAAACAAGGAAGAAUAACUCAACCAAUCUCAUGUAGCCCUGUUUUGAGGAGAUAACACAAUGCCUAGAGUAUCUGGACUAUUAAAACUAAUUGAAAACUAAACUAAUUGAAAACUAAAAACGAGGGGAAAGCAAGUUACUUAUCAAAGAUUUAUUUAUAGUUAUAUAAACUAUUUACAUAUAAAGGAAAUGAUCUUGAA